Messenger RNA from Heterobasidion irregulare TC 32-1, 2128 nucleotides. RefSeq lists its product as uncharacterized. Gene Ontology annotation, molecular function: ubiquitin binding; phosphatidylinositol binding. The record is from RefSeq and is a predicted model, not a curated record. Gene Ontology annotation, biological process: Golgi to vacuole transport; Golgi to endosome transport; protein transport to vacuole involved in ubiquitin-dependent protein catabolic process via the multivesicular body sorting pathway. NCBI's taxonomy places the organism in Eukaryota, Fungi, Basidiomycota, Agaricomycetes, Russulales, Bondarzewiaceae. The coding region runs from base 1 to 1656 and encodes 551 amino acids. The transcript is spliced from 5 exons. Gene Ontology annotation, cellular component: trans-Golgi network.
AUGUGGAACAACAGCCCCGCCAGCUGGAUCAAUGCCAGCCCCCUCGAGGUCCUCAUCAGCAGAGCCACCGCCGCCUCCCUCCAUGAGCCCAACUACGCCCUCCACCUCGAGGUCGCAGACUACAUCAACCAAAAGAAGGCCAACAACCCCCGCGAGGCCGCCAUGCUCAUCGCCCGCCUCGUCAACCACCGCAACCCCCACGUCGCAAUGCUCGCCCUCGCCCUCCUCGACACCCUCGUCCAGUCCUGCGGCUACCCCAUCUACCUCCAGAUCGCCACCAAGGACUUCCUCAACGAGCUCGUCCGCCGCUUUCCCGAGCGCCCCCCACCCUUCCCCAGCCCCGUCAUGUCCCGCGUCCUCGACCUCAUCAACACCUGGAAGGAGGGCAUCUGCGUCGAGUCAAAGUGGAAGGAUGACCUCGGAAACAUCAGGGACAUGCACAGGCUCCUCUCAUUCAAGGGCUACCGCUUCAGGCAGAUCCCCCGCGCCGCCCCCUCCGCCUCCGCCACCUCCAACCUCAAAUCCGCCGAGGAGCUCGAGUCCGAAGACCGCGCCGCCCAGUCCGCGAAGCUCCAGGAGCUCAUCCGCCGCGGCACCCCGCGCGACCUCGCCGCCGCCCAGGAGCUCAUGAAGGCCCUUGCCGGCGCCGACCCCGACGCCCGCCCCGACUACCGCACCCAGGCCCUCGCCGAGCUCAACAAGCUCGAGCAGAAGGUCAUCCUCCUCAACGAGAUCCUCGACAAUGUCGACACCGCCCAGGGCGAGCAGUUCGCGCGCGGAGACGUGUACGAGCAAGUCGCGUCGAUACUCGUCGCGUCGCGCCCAAAGAUCCAAAAGUGGAUAUCCGACGCCGAAUCCGACGACCCAGAAUCCCUCGACACCUACCUGCAGAUCAACGACCAGAUCAACACCGUCCUCGCGCGCUACGAGGCCUACAAGCGCGGCGAUUUCGCCGCCGCGUCGAACCCCAUCCCGUCCGAGCUCGGCCCCGGCACGACGGGCCUCUCGCUCAUCGACUUUGACGACGCCGCGGACGCCGCGGCGGCCUCAGCAGCAGCGGGGGCGGUAGGGUCGGGUCGCCCGGUGGACGAGCUCGCGGAUUUGUUUGGGCCGUCGGCCGCAGCAACAACAACGACGUCGUCGUCGUCGGCGAGUCAGCAGGCGUCGAACGGGCACGCGUCUAUCCUCGCCGCGUUCAACACCAGCGCACAAUACGCGCCGUCCCCUUACCACCCCUACCAAACACAAACACAGCUCCCGCACCCCGCAUCGCAACCAUCGCACGCGCCAGGGCCAGGGCCAGCCCCGCCGCUGCAGCCCCGCCCGCCAUACCCAUACCCACAAACAUACCCGCACCCAUCGCCAUCGCCAUACCCGCCCGGCGCGCCGGCACAGUUCGCGUAUGGGGGCGCGGGCGGGAGCGCGAGCCCGCAGUCGCGGCCGACGUCGGCGCCGUUUGGGCAGAUUAUGCUGCCGGGGACGCCGAGUCCGCAUGCGACGGGGACGGGGGCCGGGGCGGGGAUCGGAGCGGGGAUCGGGGCUGGGGCGGGGAUGAGCAUGGCGACGGGCGGGGGCGCUGUGGGGGGACAGCAGGCGCAGACGCAGACGCAGACGCAGGGGAAGGACCCGUUUGCGGACCUCGUUGGGCUGUUCUGAGCCUUGCGUAGCUGCUUGGUGGUCGUGGUGGUCGUGGUGGUCGUGGUUGUGGUCGCGCUCGUGGUUGUGGCUGUGGCUGUGGUCGUGCUCAUGCUCAUGCUCGCAGUGGGUGACGGACGAACUUGGGGAUACAUGCGCGUCGUUUUUAUCAUAUCGUCUCUUCACGUCUCUUGUUUGCUCGGUUGGCCGGUGCGCUGUUGUAUUCCAGUGACUGUUUUUCUUCUUUCCUUUCCUUUUCUUUAUUUGUGAGCGGCCUGCGGAUGUUCAUUCUGUCCUGUCGGGCUUCUGACUGCCGCGCGCUGCUGCUCGGCGUCUGAUCUGAGAUGACGAGAUGACGAUGCGAUGCGAUGCGAUGGGGUGCUUUCGAUGCGGGAUCUGCGAAAUACAUACUCGAGGAAUUACUGUACGGCUCCUUGCGCUGGGGCGUCUACUUCAGGCCUCCGUCGUCACGAAGUAUCAUGCAUCAUGCCAC